Messenger RNA from Talpa occidentalis (Iberian mole), 945 nucleotides. Its product is annotated as olfactory receptor 1E5. Gene Ontology annotation, molecular function: olfactory receptor activity; G protein-coupled receptor activity. The record is from RefSeq and is a predicted model, not a curated record. Gene Ontology annotation, cellular component: membrane. The transcript has a single exon. Gene Ontology annotation, biological process: G protein-coupled receptor signaling pathway. Lineage: Eukaryota; Metazoa; Chordata; Mammalia; Eulipotyphla; Talpidae. Bases 1 to 945 code for a protein of 314 amino acids.
AUGACAGGAAGAAAUCAAACUGUCAUAUCAGAAUUUCUCCUCCUGGGCCUGCCCAUCAGGCCAGAGCAGCAGAACCUGUUCUAUGCCCUGUUCCUGGCCAUGUAUCUAACCACCGUCCUGGGGAACCUUCUCAUCAUCGUCCUCAUCCGCUUGGACUCUCACCUCCACACGCCCAUGUAUAUGUUUCUUAGCAAUUUGUCUUUCUCUGACCUCUGCUUCUCCUCUGUCACGAUGCCCAAGUUACUGCAGAACAUGCAGAGCCAGGUCCCUUCCAUCCCCUACGCCGGCUGUCUGACCCAAAUGUACUUCUUCCUGUUUUUUGCAGACCUGGAGAGCUUCCUCCUGGUGGCCAUGGCCUAUGACCGCUAUGUGGCCAUCUGCUUCCCUCUGCACUACACCAGCAUCAUGAGCCCCAGGCUCUGUGUGUCCCUGGUGGUGCUGUCCUGGGUUGUGACCACCUUCCACGCCAUGUUACACACUCUGCUCAUGGCCAGGUUGUGUUUUUGCGCAGACAAUGUGAUCCCCCACUUUUUCUGUGACAUGUCUGCUCUGCUGAAGCUGUCCUGCUCGGACACUCGAGUUAACGAGCUGGUGAUAUUCAUCAUGGGGGGCCUCAUCCUCGUUGUUCCAUUCCUACUCAUCAUCAUGUCCUAUGGACGAAUCGUGUCCUCCAUCCUGAAGGUCCCUUCUGUCAGGGGGAUCCGCAAGGCCUUCUCCACCUGUGGCUCCCACCUCUCUGUGGUGUCGCUGUUCUAUGGGACAGUCAUUGGUCUGUAUUUAAUCCCUUCAUCUAAUAAUUCUACUGUUAAGGAGACUGUCAUGGCUAUGAUGUACACUGUGGUGACCCCCAUGCUGAACCCCUUCAUCUACAGCCUGCGGAACAGAGACAUGAAAGGGGCUUUGGGAAGAGUCUUUAGCAAAAAGAAAACUCCCUUUUACCUAUGA